This is a messenger RNA of Pseudovirgaria hyperparasitica, 2622 nucleotides long. RefSeq lists its product as uncharacterized. Gene Ontology annotation, biological process: DNA-templated transcription; regulation of DNA-templated transcription. Gene Ontology annotation, molecular function: DNA binding; zinc ion binding; DNA-binding transcription factor activity, RNA polymerase II-specific. Lineage: Eukaryota; Fungi; Ascomycota; Dothideomycetes; Acrospermales; Acrospermaceae. The transcript is spliced from 4 exons. Bases 1 to 2622 code for a protein of 873 amino acids. The record is from RefSeq and is a predicted model, not a curated record.
AUGGAUGGACCAGCAAAUCCAUUCGGUCGCAACUCCCACCAUCGUCCAACUCCGAGUCAUGAUUCUUCGACAGACACUUCCCAUCCUUCGCCUCAGUCAUUGAUACGACCUCCACCACCUGGGAUGUUUGCUCCCAGUCUUCCUCCGCCACCUCCGCCCCAUCAGCAUCCCAUUCCGCGCUCUCCAGGCAACAUUGGCACUCCACAGUAUCUUCAUCAAUAUGGAGCCCUAUCGAUGUCGGGCAGCGCCGGUUCUGGGGCAUUGCAGGAUCAUAUUCCUCCUGGAGAAGCACCAUUUCCUGGCUCAGGAAUCUCACAGACCCACCUUGCAGCAAGUCUUUCCGCCCAGAAAAGAGCAUAUCGCCAGAGACGGAAGGACCCCAGCUGCGAUGCCUGUCGCGAACGCAAAGUCAAAUGCGACGCUACAGAGACGUCGAGCUGUUCAGAAUGCCAUCAACGUGGUGUCAAAUGCCAGUUUACGAAAGAGACGAAUCGCCGGAUGUCGUCAAUAAAACAGGUGCAAGACCUUCAUACCCAGCUUGAGGCAGCAAAGAGUGAAAUAAUUGAGCUAAAGCGUACCUCAAAUGGACGUGGUUCAGACAGUUCUGAAGCACUAGAGCUGCCGGAUGUGGCAGUGGUCAAACCUCGACGAGCGACACAGUCUUCACCACCACAGAAUCUUGCUCACGUCCAAAGGAAUGCGCGUAUAUGGGGACAUGGAAUCUACAAACCUCCUGCACCAAAUCGACAGGGCGUUGCAAACUUCGCUUUUUAUCAGCAUUCUCCUCCUCCGUUACCUCCUAGAUUGACAGUCGACCGUCUGAUCGGGCACUAUUAUGCUUCGAUUCACGCAAUUACGCCUGCAAUCGAUUUUCAAGAGCUUCUUAAGGAUCUUGACAAGGCCUACCAUAGCGCUUAUCAUCAUCGAAUGUCUCAUAUCUGGCUGGCACUCGUAUUCGCAGUUCUGGGAUGUGGAUGCUUGCACAGAGUAGACGGCAGUGCAAAGUCUGUUCAACAGGACUCUGAUGGUCAACGAUACAUUGAUGAGGCAGCUAAGGCUUUUUCUUCAUGGACUGACGACUUCACUCUGGACCAUGCCCGGAUAGCACUCCUUUUGAGCAUAUACAUGCAUGAGAUUGGCCUCAAGACGGCCGCCUCGACGUGGCUGGCGACAGCAGUGAGAGUGGCUGUGGAACUAGGAUUACAUCGGCAGGAUGAGUCGCUUGUGGCGGCUAGUGUUGAUGAAUCAUGGCGCGUGUGGUGGUCAAUCUACACAUGGGACAGACUACAAUGUCUUGAGAUUGGUCGACCUCUGCUAAUCAGCGACGAUGAAUGUAACGUAAUAUUUCCAAAGUCAUUCGACGAUCGUUUCGUGGUUCCGCCACAUGUCGACAUUUUCGUUACUCCGCGAGACAUAUCGUUUUGGAACUACACAAUGCUGACCUGGGUGGUUCGUUUCGUGGGACAAUUAAGAAAGACAUUGGUCAAAAGACACACCUCGAUCGACGCAAAAACGUUGCAUGAGUAUGACGAUUACUUCAACCAAAUCCUGUCGAAGAUGCCACCCCCUUUCCAAGCCCGCUCCGCCACCUAUCUAGAUCCGUCUUCGUUAUUCCCAGCCCUGAGUCUUCAAAGCGCGCGACUCAGCCUGUAUCGACUGAAUAUUUCCUCCAAGCAAUAUGGCGAACGACUCGACGCACUUAGCAGAUGCCAAAGCGUAGCAUUAGACACGGUCGACUACAUUAGACGCUCCCAGAGCGGGUCACCACACGGCUCUCCAGGCGCCAUACAAGCAUACAUGCGACAAUGGGCCAAACAACUAGCAGAUGCAGCCCCAAGCAUGCUAUGUACACACCUCUGGCGAUGCACCCUGCUCCUCUGCUUCAAUCUCGACUUCGAAAACGCGUUGAUCUGCCUCGAAGCAAGCACCGCCAUUGGCGACAUCCACCCAAUCAACAUCGCCUGUGGCCGCAACAUCUGGUUCUUUCUUGGCAUGCUCCCGGACCGACUAUCACCAGGCCAUCGGAUGGACCAGGACGAAGAAAUGCUUGCCUACGCCGCCGCAGACAUGCAAGCCAACCCAGACACCGCAUGGAUCUGGAUAGACCAAGAAUCAAACCCGCGCUUCACCGCGCCCCCUCCGCCUCCGCCGCAAGCAGACUCUGCAUCUAUCGACACCCACCACCACCAUCACCACCACAACCACCCACGCUCCACCGCCCUCCUCUCAGACACCGAAAUCAAAGAAUGGAAGGGCUGGGACAAGCUCAUGGCCAAGAUGCGCGACCUCCAAGCCCAGAAACGCGCGCUGGACGUUGCUACCGCCGCCGCCGCUGCUGUUCACGCCGUCCCGAGACUGCAUACGCGCCCGCUCGACGCCGCCGAAUCGCCCGUCAUCCCUCUCCAUCCCCCGUCCGCAACGUACUAUUCACCGGCACAUAACCCGCACAAACGUCUCCAUCUCGAACCCCCGGUGUCCACCACCGCCGCUGCAGUCGUCGUGCCGAAACAAUCCGCACCCACACCCGUAUCUGCAAGCACGCCCCUGACGCAGCAGUCACCCAUUUCCUCGACAACAAGCCCGAGCACAGCCUCCCGCAUCAGUAUUGCGAAUAUCAUCUAA